UUGGUGAAAUCAGUAUGUUGCUUUGUUUCUCUCUCCAGCAGCACUGGAUAGGCAGUGCUCUUUUGAAGGUUGUUUGAUGCCUACUGGUCUAAAAUGUAAUAAUUUGGAAUAAGGAUAUCAUUUUAAUGUGUUUUGUGCACUGGUGAGAUUAAAACUGGGAAGUUUAAAAAGGAAGCUUCUGGAUACAAUAUUUUAUGCUGAAUUAAGUGAAAACAGCAGUACUCUGAAGACUGCUUACAUAUAUUGGAAAUUUAAAAGGAAGCUUCUGGAAACAUUAUUUUAUGCUGAAUUAACUGCUUAUAAACAUUGUUAACAAAAUUGUAUUGAAGCAACUGCUUCCCGGAAAGCUUGGUCCAGUAUCUUCAACUGAAAGCUUGGUCCAGUAUCUUCAACUGCUUUCAAAAGUGAAUUUCAACUUUUGCAACCAUGAGAAUGAGUCAGCUUUCCCGUUUUGUGAACUCAUUAACUCCAUUUUUGAGCAGAAGUGCCCAUACCACCGUGCGUACCACCACAAGUGCUGCAACAAAGAAGGCAUAUGAGAAACCUUUGUCAUCAGAGGAAGUGUUUGCCCGCGAGGAGAGAUAUGGGGCACAUAACUACCAUCCCUUGCCAGUGGCAUUGGAACGAGGGCAAGGUGUAUAUGUAUGGGAUGUAGAAGGCAGAAAGUACUAUGACUUCCUGAGUUCUUACAGUGCUGUGAAUCAAGGACAUUGCCACCCCAAGAUCGUGCAUGCUCUUAAAGCCCAGGCUGAAAAACUGACGCUUACUUCUAGAGCAUUCUACAACAAUGUCCUUGGUGAAUAUGAAGAGUAUAUUACCAGGCUGUUUAACUAUGACAAAGUACUUCCAAUGAAUACAGGUGUUGAAGCUGGAGAGACUGCUUGCAAAUUGGCUCGUAAAUGGGCUUAUACAGUAAAAGGAAUUCAAAAAUACAAAGCAAAAAUUAUUUUUGCAGAUGGUAAUUUUUGGGGGAGAACUUUGGCAGCUGUUUCCAGCUCUACAGACCCAAGCAGUUAUGAAGGCUUUGGACCUUUCAUGCCUGGAUUUGAGAUCAUUCCAUACAAUGACUUACCAGCCUUAGAGCGUGCCGUGCAGGAUCCAAAUGUAGCAGCUUUUAUGGUUGAACCAAUUCAAGGUGAAGCUGGUGUGAUUGUUCCAGAUGAUGGUUACUUGCAAGGAGUGAGGGAUAUUUGUACACAACACAAUAUUCUUUUCAUAGCUGAUGAAGUACAAACAGGCUUAGCUAGAACUGGCAAGAUGUUGGCUGUGGAUCACGAAAAUGUCCGUCCAGACAUUGUUACACUGGGAAAAGCUCUGUCUGGUGGCUUAUAUCCUGUAUCGGCGGUACUGUGUGAUGAUGAUAUUAUGCUGUCCAUCAAGCCAGGUGAACAUGGAUCUACUUACGGAGGAAAUCCUCUAGCCUGUCGAGUAGGUGUAGCAGCCCUUGAGGUUAUUGAGGAAGAGAAGCUUUCAGAAAAUGCUGAAAAAAUGGGGAGGUUACUGCGAGAUGAACUUAUGAAGCUGCCUUCUGACAUUGUCACAAAAGUGCGAGGAAGAGGAUUGUUAAAUGCAGUUGUCAUUAAAGAGUGCAAAGCUUAUGAUGCCUGGAAAGUAUGCCUUCGACUUCGUGAUAAUGGGCUUUUGGCAAAACCUACUCAUGGUGAUAUCAUCAGACUUGCACCACCCCUCAUUAUCAAUGAAGAAGAAAUCAGAGAUUGUGUUGAAAUUAUCACCAAGACCAUUCUGUCAUUCUGAACAAGAUCGAUAAAUAAAGGUUUCUGAUCCAUCCUGUAACAUCCCUCAGAAGAGCUGCCAUUGUCCAGGAUAUAUGGUUACUGAAAAAGUGUUGUUUUCUUAAUGUAUUUUAAUAGCUUAACUUGUUAAUGUUGACAGCUCUGAUUGUACCAUGGUGUUAAUCAUACAUACACUGCUAGGUAUGCUGGUUGCCUUGUCCAAUUCAGACUAAUAACAUUUGAAAAGCAGAUCACACACAUACAUCUUGGUAUUGAAUUUGUGAUCCUCAUUACCACAAUUAAGCACAUUAAAUGUAAGAAUAUUACUUCAGCUGAACAGGAAAUAUGCUAAGCUGCCUUUCUUCUUCUUCAGUUGAAGUGAGUUUUCACAGAUUUAAUUUUUAUUUUCGCUCAGCUCUACACAUUUGUUCUGCAGUGUGCUGGCAGUCGGGACUAUGCCACCUGACUGACUGACAGUAGACAAUGAGUUGAACUGGUUCGAAUCCUUUAUGUCAACCUUCUUCCAUCUGAAGUUGUCAUUGUGGUUUGAUAUUUUGGAAAAUAAAACAAAACUGAUAAUGCUUUUGUAAAGUUACAAUUCCCAUAUAAAUAGCAAUUGUAGAUUAAAAGACCAUAUGUAAAUGUUUUUAAACCUAAAAUUUAGGGAAGUACAUUUCAUUUUUUUUUUAUAAAAUGAAUAGGCAAUUGCUAACUAUUAAUCACUUAGGGAGGGCACUUAAUGCUCUAUGCUUUUUCUACUAUUGUGAAUUGAAAGAAAUGUGUACAGGUUACAACAGGCCCUCAUUUGUUUUUAAAAGUAUACAGAAUGCGCAGUUCGAGUUUUUAUAUUAAGAUCAUACUAAAUGUAAUGAAUGUUGUUAAGAGAAAUGUUAGAAUUGUCAGUACGUGACUAAGUUGGAAGUCGGCGUUCCAAUGACUUACUUCCUUUUGCAUGUAUUCAAACCCAUAUCCAUUUCAUUUAGCAUCAUAUUGGAACUAUGCCUUAAAAUAAUCUUUUGUAUUGACAACCCUUGUAAACAAAUGCACUUUUGUCUUCAUUUUGCCUUUCUAAGACAUUGCAUACAUAGCGCUAUAGAUGUAUUUUUGUAUCAGCCCAGCAUAUUAAUGUUUUACUCAGAUCACUUUAAUUUUAAAUGCUGGGUUGAAAAAGUGAAAUGGUUUCUUUUAAGGAACCUGAAAGGAAUUCUUGUUUUAAGAAAUGAAACUCAGAAAAAAAAUAUUUCCUUUUGUUAUAUGGAGCAUGAAUUGCAAUGUUGGCCUUUUAAAAAUGUCUCUAAUAACUUGUGGGGUUAAACUGGAUACAGCAGCGUUUUCAGCAGGCAAGGAAUUGUACUGACUAAUGGGUCCAAGCUGUGUUUGUCUUCUGUCAUGUUAUGUUCCAUGUGCUGUAUUAUAUUUAGCAUUCAAGGUUAUAAUCUGUUACUUCUGUGCUGUAGUGAUCCCUAUAGAUGCCAUUUUGAACUGAGAGCUGAGUGUUGGAGAAAUGAAAAGCACAAUACUGCAAGAGUCUUGAAGUAAUUGUCUCCAAAUCUCCCAUUGGAAUGCAUUGCACUACCCAACAUACAGGAGAUCAAAAUUACUUUAACAGCAGCAAGGCCGGUAGGCAAACAGGAGUGGAAAUCAGUGUUGCUAAAACUAAACCACAAAAAAUAAAUGCCUCUCAUGUCAGACUGCUUUUAAGCAGUAAAACAGAUUUAACACAGACAUAUUAGUAGUGCUAAUAAAAAAGCAGGCCCACUGGUGCACACAUUUAAUUCCUGCAUCACCACACCUUUGCUCUGAAUACCUACUUAUCACAUAAGCUGCAGUAGCCACACCAGUAGUUGUACAAACUGCAUUUCACUGACGUACUGUGAAUGUGUGUGCAUGUGCAAUACAAUCCAUGGGCUUGUAAACAAAGAGGAGUUUGGACAGUGCACUAGGGUUAUUUAAAAAUGUAUGAAGUUUCCCUGCCAGUAGUGUAAGAACAAUAAACCAUUGUCAGAAUUGCUAUUGGUAAUUUAUAUAUGUACCCAUAUCUUGCCAUAUUGUAUAGUAUACUAAAACAUUUACCCAAUAUCUCACCGUUUCAGUUCCCAAACAUUUCUCAAAGUGGCUGUUAUCUGAUGAUAUACGAUUAUACUUCAAAAGUUAGCAGACAAACUGCCAGUAUUCAUUUAAUUUAAAAAAAGCAGUUGAAAUUAACCAUUCACUGAAAUGCUAUUUCUACAAACCAUUUAGCUGAUCCCAAAGGGAAAACAGUUUCCUUUUUUGAUCAAUUAAACCAGAAAAAAAGACCAGUAACUUGCAGAUAUAGUUUGUCUGAAUAGUGAUACUGCUAUGAAAAUGGUGUUUAAUAACUUAGUGUAUAUGGUUGGGGUUAGAGAUGGGGAUAGCCAUUGAGUAAGGGUGGGCCGGUCAUCUUACUCAUGUAUAUUAACCCUAACCCUCCCUGUAGCCACCCCCCACA
This is a messenger RNA of Protopterus annectens (West African lungfish), 4203 nucleotides long. RefSeq names its product ornithine aminotransferase (gene OAT). Lineage: Eukaryota; Metazoa; Chordata; Ceratodontiformes; Protopteridae. Bases 427 to 1755 code for a protein of 442 amino acids. The transcript is spliced from 11 exons. Gene Ontology annotation, cellular component: cytoplasm. Gene Ontology annotation, molecular function: pyridoxal phosphate binding; identical protein binding; L-ornithine transaminase activity. The record is from RefSeq and is a predicted model, not a curated record.